AUGCUGCCCGCUUUCACCACGCAGCAUGCCCGGCACCGUCUGUGUCGUCGCGAUGUUCGUCUCGCCGCUUCUUGCCUACGAAUGGUCCAUGGUUUCCUCUUUUUGAAAGGGAUGUGUGUUGGUUUGCGUUUUCAGAAGGAGAAAGAGCCAGAGGCCAAGCCAGAAGCCCCGGAACCCGAACCACCGCGCCAACCAGAACCGGAACCCGAGCAGCCGAAGCCCGCUGAGACCACCGACACCAGGACCGCCGCCGCCGCCACCGCCACCACAACUGCUGUUGCCGCGUUCGACUUCACCGCAUCUCACGACGACGAGCUCAGCUUCAAAGAGGGUGAAAAGAUUGUGGACAUCGUCAAGGUGGAUACCUUGUGGUGGUCCGGGCGCAUAGGCGAUCGCACCGGCAUCUUCCCUGCCAACUACAACGUAUGUGGGGCUUUAAUUGGUUGGGCUUUAAAUUUGUCCUGCUUGUCUGGCUGCCAUGGCGGUUUUGUCAGGCCCCCGAAAGUGAGUGCGCCACAACGCGCCGAUUUCAACAACAAGGUCGCUGCAGGCACAACAGGCGAUCAUCGUAGUGAUGGCGACUCGACAAGCUGCCUCUACGUAAAGUGCAUUGCCUCCUCCAGACGCAACUCCAGAUGGAUGAGUAUCCUCAACUUUGCGAACACCGCCACAGGCAGGCACUGGACCAAAAGGUCUGAACCUCCCCGCGCACAAUUUAACGACCUGAGGGGCGUCAAGAUGUGUUUGCACUUCUCGCGCCAGGCGACUCACAGUAACCAGCGGAAGACCUUAAUCGUCGGCCUGAGCACCAGCAUCAGCGCCGCUUCUUCCCCUCCAGGCGCAGAUCGCCAAGCCACAAUCCUCGGCCCCUCUACGUUUGGGCUGCCGCACAUCAAAUCGGACCUAUUCCCAACUAACUGA
This is a messenger RNA of Mesocestoides corti, 921 nucleotides long. The record is from the annotation of a GenBank genome assembly. NCBI's taxonomy places the organism in Eukaryota, Metazoa, Platyhelminthes, Cestoda, Cyclophyllidea, Mesocestoididae.